UUUUUAACUCAUCCUAAAACUAGGGUUUCUUCACAAAUAUGAACUCAUCAGGAAGCGAAAACAUGGAGAAGGAAACUCAACGCGGAAAUCAAAGCUCGAACAGACCCGAUGCUUCUUCUCCUCCCCCACCGUCUUCUCCUUCCUCUUCCAUUAAGAGCACAUGUGCGAUUUGCUUGGAUGAGAUUAAAAAGGACGACGGGAAGGCUCUAUUUACUGCAGAGUGCUCUCACACGUUUCAUUUUGAUUGUAUAACCACAAACGUGAAACACGGAAACAGGAUUUGCCCUUUAUGCAGAGUUCAAUGGACACAGGUCCCUUUGUUUCAAGGUUACCACCCUGUCCCUCGCUUUCCGGCGGCUCAAGUGGGUUUUGAAGAUGAUGAGGCUUUACCUCAGGGAGAGACACAAAUCCAGAGUGCUUCUCAACGUUCAGAUCAUCCAGCCGUAGAGAUUAAACUCUUCCCUGAAGUCUCUGCACUGGCCAAACCGGUCAGUCGUGGCGAUUUUGCUGCUCUGGUUCAUCUUAAGGCUGAGGGUGUGAGCGAUGAUGAAAGGCGCACUCGUGCUCCCUUGGACCUCAUUGCGGUUCUUGAUGUGAGUGGUAGCAUGAACGGAGUAAAGUUACAGCUUAUGAAAACGGCAAUGGGUUUUGUGAUUCAGAAUCUUGGUGAGACUGAUAGGCUCUCUGUAAUUUCCUUCUCCUCCAUGGCUCGUCGACUAUUCCCUCUUAGACUGAUGUCUGAUACGGGGAAGCAAGCGGCGAUGCAAGCUGUUAACUCCUUGGCUGCUACAGGCGGGACAAACAUUGCAGAGGGGCUCAAGAUUGGUGCAAGAGUCAUUGAGGGUAGGCGGUGGAAGAACCCUGUUUCUGGAAUGAUUCUUUUGUCCGACGGACAGGACAAUCAUACUCUUUCUCAUUCCAGGCGCCAUCUGAGAGUGAGAGCUGAUUACGAGUCUUUGCUUCCGAGUUCUUGCCGGAUCCCAAUUCAUACCUUUGGAUUUGGCUCAGAUCACGAUGCUCAGCUAAUGCACACAAUUUCAGCAGUCUCUAGAGGCACGUUUUCGUUCAUCGAAGCAGAGGAUGUGAUUCAGGAUGCUUUUGCGCAGUGUAUCGGAGGGCUUCUCAGCGUAGUGAUUCUUGAACAAGCUGUUGAAAUCGAAUGCGUUCACGAGCAGGGCCUGAAAAUAUCAUCUAUAAAAGCAGGAAGCUACAGGAGCCGCAUUGCAUCAGAUGGGAGAAGCGCCACGAUCGAUGUUGGAGACAUGUACGCAGAAGAACAAAGGGACUUCGUGGUGAUUCUUGGAAUCCCCUGCUGCGACAAUGCAUCAUCUGAAUCCGAAUCUAUGUCGUUGCUGAAGGUCAGAUGCGUCUACAAAGAUCCUGUUACGGAAGGGAUAGUCCGCGUGGAAGCUGGAGAACUAAGCAUCCAAAGGCCAAUGGAGCUAAAUAAAAAUUUUUUUUUAUUUUUUUUUUUCAUUCUUUUUCUUAAAUCACCUGAGAAAAAUAAAGACAAAAAAACAAUCAAAUCUUUCUUCUUCUUCUUCCCCUCAGUGUUUUUUUAUUCACUAAACUGAAUCUCUCUCACAACGUAAUCAGA
Messenger RNA from Camelina sativa (false flax), 1597 nucleotides. Its product is annotated as E3 ubiquitin-protein ligase WAV3-like. The record is from RefSeq and is a predicted model, not a curated record. Lineage: Eukaryota; Viridiplantae; Streptophyta; Magnoliopsida; Brassicales; Brassicaceae.